AUGUUAAGUUCACAAAACAUCGAUGCAAACAAGAUACAUGAUAAAAUUGAAGAAAUGGAAAAAAUGAAAGGAAAUAUUUUUGUUAAGAAUAUGGCUAAUACAGUGAAAGAUAUGAAUAAAAAUCGUAUAUUAAAUUAUCGUCCUAUAUUUCUUGUACGUAAUCCUGCUGAGGUUAUUGUAUCACAUAUUAAACUAGAUCAAUCUAUAACGGGCGAAGAUCUUUGUUUCGAACAUCAAGUAAAACUAUAUGAUUGGUUUCAAGAACAAACAAAAGAAGAUCCUCUUGUUAUUAAUGCUAAUGAAUUGAUAAAAGAUCCGAAGUCGAUAUUAACAGGACUUUGCGACAAGUUGAAUUUACCAUUUACAAACGAAAUGUUAUCGUGGCCCGCUGGGCCAAAACCCAUUGAUGGUGUCUGGGCUUCAGCUUGGUAUAAUGCAGUUCAUCAAUCAACUGGUUUCGGUCAACCUAGUUCAACUAAAUUAACUCGUGAUGAUGUCCCCAGUGAAUUCCUUGCGCUCUACGAUGAAGUUUUACCUUACUAUCGCAAAAUUUUAUCUCAUAGUUUUCUAGAUUGA
Molecule: messenger RNA, 576 nt
Organism: Rotaria socialis
Lineage: Eukaryota; Metazoa; Rotifera; Eurotatoria; Philodinida; Philodinidae
Source: the annotation of a GenBank genome assembly